Messenger RNA from Toxorhynchites rutilus septentrionalis, 1788 nucleotides. Its product is annotated as actin, muscle-type A2-like. NCBI's taxonomy places the organism in Eukaryota, Metazoa, Arthropoda, Insecta, Diptera, Culicidae. The transcript is spliced from 2 exons. The coding region runs from base 184 to 1314 and encodes 376 amino acids. The record is from RefSeq and is a predicted model, not a curated record. Gene Ontology annotation, biological process: mitotic cytokinesis.
AUAUGUAUCUAUAUACUUAUUUUUUUUUCGCGUGAAACACCAACUCAAUUCAAAGAAAUAUUUAAAAGAAAAGCUGAUAACGUCUUAGGUUCAUUCGUCAGUCGUAGUCCUACCGACAAGCCGGCAAGACAUAUUCUGCUAAUCUUUGCGAAGGUUCAGUAAAACAAAACCAAAUUAGCCAAAAUGUGUGACGACGAUGCUGGAGCGCUGGUCAUCGACAACGGAUCCGGAAUGUGCAAGGCCGGUUUCGCUGGUGAUGAUGCCCCACGUGCUGUCUUCCCAUCCAUUGUCGGUCGCCCACGUCACCAGGGUGUGAUGGUCGGUAUGGGUAACAAGGACUCGUACGUCGGUGAUGAGGCCCAGUCCAAGCGUGGUAUCCUCACCCUGAAGUACCCAAUUGAGCACGGUAUCAUCACCAACUGGGAUGAUAUGGAGAAGAUCUGGCAUCACACCUUCUACAAUGAACUGCGUGUUGCCCCAGAGGAGCAGCCAGCUCUGCUGACCGAAGCCCCCCUGAACCCUAAGGCUAACCGUGAGAAGAUGACUCAGAUCAUGUUUGAGACCUUCAACCUGCCAGCCAUGUAUGUUGCCAUCCAGGCUGUCCUGUCCCUGUACGCCUCCGGUCGUACCACCGGUAUCGUUCUGGAUUCCGGUGAUGGUGUCUCCCACACCGUCCCAAUCUAUGAAGGUUAUGCUCUGCCCCAUGCCAUCCUUCGUCUGGAUCUGGCUGGUCGCGAUCUGACCGCUUACCUGAUGAAGAUCCUGACCGAGCGCGGUUACUCUUUCACCACCACCGCUGAGCGUGAAAUCGUUCGCGACAUCAAGGAAAAGCUGUGCUAUGUCGCUCUGGACUUCGAGCAGGAAAUGGCCACCGCCGCCGCUUCCACUUCCCUCGAGAAGUCCUAUGAACUUCCCGACGGUCAGGUCAUCACCAUCGGUAACGAGCGUUUCCGUGCCCCAGAAGCCCUGUUCCAGCCUUCCUUCCUGGGAAUGGAAUCUGCCGGUAUCCACGAAACCGUCUACAACUCGAUCAUGAAGUGCGACGUCGACAUCCGUAAGGAUCUGUACGCCAACACUGUCCUGUCCGGUGGUACCACCAUGUACCCAGGUAUUGCCGAUCGUAUGCAGAAGGAAAUCACCGCCCUUGCCCCAUCCACCAUCAAGAUCAAGAUCAUCGCCCCACCAGAGCGUAAAUACUCCGUCUGGAUCGGUGGAUCCAUCCUGGCUUCCCUGUCUACCUUCCAGUCGAUGUGGAUCUCCAAGGAGGAAUACGACGAAUCCGGCCCAUCCAUUGUCCACCGCAAGUGCUUCUAAGUUACUUCCCCGCAAAGGGACGCAGUUUAAAGCAUCGGAAGCAGUCGGUUCAACAACAUUUCGAGCCGCUGCAGGUUGAAUACGCUUACGCAACACCAACAGCAGCAGCAGCAAUAACACCAGCAAGCAUCGAGAAAAUUACUAACAUCAUCAUCAUACAAUGUUAUCUGAUAUGUGAUUCAACAAUAUUUGUGUAAAUAAUUUUCUGUUCACAACACGGACCAUUAUCUUUAUGUUUUGAGGUUCUUUUAGCGAAUAAAACUAAGACUAUUUACCGCGAAAUUGUAAACCAAUGAACUAGAUGACACUCUGGCAAAAUUUGAGACGAUCGAAAGCUAACAUCACAAAAACACGCGAUCGAACAACAUAUCAUUCUAUUACAAAAAGGCGUCGACAUCAACACCAAACUAUUUUUGUUAUAAUUUAUAAAUAUUUAUUAAAUAAUUAAUACAAAAACUGAAACAAAAACCUAAA